Morchella importuna is the source of this 333-nucleotide messenger RNA. RefSeq lists its product as uncharacterized. The coding region runs from base 1 to 333 and encodes 110 amino acids. The record is from RefSeq and is a predicted model, not a curated record. Lineage: Eukaryota; Fungi; Ascomycota; Pezizomycetes; Pezizales; Morchellaceae. The transcript is spliced from 2 exons.
AUGCACACUGCCCCCAAAGUCCCCUCCAUUUCCGCCCUCCUCCUCCUCCCCCUCCUUCUCCUCCUCUUCGUACAAACGGCCACAGCCCGUCCACAGCUCAUAGUACCCGGCAUCCAGGACGACCCCCCGAGCAGGGCGCCAAAGUGCAAGGCGAUGGAGGCGGCAAUGAGUGACUGCUUCAAGGGCACGCCGUACCUGAUGAACGAUCUGGAGGUUGAUGAGGGCAGGAUGAGGGAGUGUGUCUGUGCGAAGGAGAGCUUCACGCCGGGGAUUGUUACUAUGUGUACGGGGGAUCCGAAUACUUAUGAGGAGUUGUGCGGGGAGGGGGCGUAA